Molecule: messenger RNA, 3570 nt
Organism: Saccharomyces paradoxus
Lineage: Eukaryota; Fungi; Ascomycota; Saccharomycetes; Saccharomycetales; Saccharomycetaceae
Exons: 1
Coding region: 1-3570 (1189 amino acids)
Molecular function (GO): protein binding
Source: RefSeq, a predicted model, not a curated record
AUGGCAAGGCAAGAUGAAACGGGCAGUAAACAAUCGGAGAGCAAUGCGUCCUUUUUACCUUUGUGCAUAACAUCCCACAAAUCGAAAGAUGAGGCUGAAAAGCUGGUAUCUUGUCUUCAUCACGAAGGAAGCUAUUAUUUAUGUUUCAGCUAUGGAUUAUAUACUGGGACGUCCAAUGAAUUGAAAGCGAAAGUUGAAUUCGCCUUAGAUGGACCUUUCAUUGUUAACUAUACAACCAUACCGAAGUUCAAGUCAGCUUUCUUCUGUCACCUGCUCAUGUUCAAUGACGGUUCCAUAAAGGGAUUUAAAUAUGAAAACAACAAAUUUGAAAUCAUCUACAAUUCUAAUGUGGCUCCAAAACUGGAUACCAUUUCUUCGUCAGUUUCUAGCUGGUUAAAUGCUUCUCUGGAUGGUAUUUUAUAUACUUGCAAUAAUAACAUGUCCUAUGAUAGUAGUUUGCGUACGUUCGGUGCGACGAUUUACUCCUUCAACUUUAAAAACGGGUUAGUUCAAAAAUUUUAUGCUACCGAUGGCGAAGAAAUCAUCUCUUUUCAUUUUAUCAGCAGAGAGGAUUUGCUUGGUGACAUCACACACGCAGGUAAAUCAGACGCCUAUUUUUUUUGCCUACUUAAGAGUGACUAUAGUGAAAACUUACUUCUAAAGGAGUAUCAUUCUUCUGGAAAUCAUGAAGAUAGGAAGUUUGAUUUAUAUGAAUACCGCCAAUACAAUCUUUUACCAAUAUCUGAUGAUGAAUUUUGUUAUAUGGAAGUUAUUUGCGGCCACACCAUCAUAGUUUUGACCAACACCUACACUCAAAUAUUAAAAAUAGAAACAAGAGGACUCAAAAGGGGAGCUUUUUUUAAAAACAAAGGCCUCCCAAAUGCGGAGAACUACAAAUUUCUAAGAGACUCUUAUAAUGUGAUAUACGAAAAAACAGUCAUUUUCUUGACAAUUUUUGACGCGUACGCUAAUAGGUAUACUACCAAAAUACAUACAGGGUCAUUAAAAGAAAACCACGCCCAGGAAGAUCUACAGUGGUCAAAAGGAAAAGUGUUUAAGCUUCCUAAACAUGAUCUAUGCGAUAUUAUUUUGCAGCUUCCAGGUGAGAAGUAUAUAACGCUAACAAGAAUAAAUGGCAUAAAUUUUAUAUCGAGAAAUCACCGAGGUUCUAAAUUACACAAGGUGAAAGGAGGUCCGGUUUAUACAAACAGAGUCUAUCUUGCAUCACAAGUUAUUAGGAACAAAGGAACAGAUAUCGAUUCAUUGCUUUUGUGUGGAAGUUUUAACUCGAAAAAAGGGUUUCUAGAAAAGAAAUUUUUGGUAUAUAACAAAAAUCUCUUUAAGUUAGUCACUUCUACUAAAGUGCUUUUAGAGAAUGUAACUGAUUUUUGGGUUACAGACCUAGUGAUUAAUGGCGGUGACAAAUUUGCAUAUGAAUCAGGGGGAUUGGUUUAUAGAAACGGAAUAUUGUUAAUGGAUGAACUAUAUGACUGCAAUAUACUCGUUACUAGGACGGGAAAAUUUUUGAAAGCCGAUAUGGAUGGUUCUACUGGAGAAAUUAGGCAGUUUGAUAUCAUGCUGUCGGAUCACAACUCCUCGACAAUGUUCUGUUAUCCCAUACAGAACUCUGGGGUCAGGAUUUCAACAUUUGAGGCAAAAUCCGAUUCUCUACGUAAAAUAAAAGAUUUUUUUUUCCAAGGGCUCGAUUCCAAAGAAAGUAUUGUUAGUUGUUUCUCGGAUGGCAACGAGAAAUAUCUUUUUGCCGUUUACUCAGAGGGCAGGAUUUCAGUAUGGGAUGACAGCCAAAAGAAAGUGGCUACAUCUCAUCCAGAUUAUUCUUUUAUAGCCUAUGAUCAAUUGAUAAAGGAAUCCUGGGUCGGUAAAAACCAUGAAGACGACUCAAUUUACAUCAUUGCAUCAUCGUAUGUUGGCUGUGUAAGAGUCUACAAAUCAGAAUCCAACUUUUUGAGAGUGGUUUUAGAGAUGCACUCGUCACUCGAUCAGAAAUUAGAACUACUGGAUACAAUUCCUACUUUGCCUUUAGUUUUCCUUUACAACGACAAAGAAAUAAUUCUACUAAAUCUGCAAAACAUGUCUUACGGUUACGUACAGUUGGGCUUGGUUCCAAGACGAAUGAGAAUUCUUCCUGGUAAGGUGCUGUUCUCUCUUUGUAUUCUAGAUGAUGAAUCUCGAAUAAGCAUCUUUGACUUUAGUAAAACGUUUCACCGUGAAUAUUUCACUAAACAGAUGGUUCCAUUAAAACCGCAAUUAGAGAAUUAUAUGCUUGACCUCCCCAGCGUUCCUGUACAGCUCUAUACUAUUCCAAAUAACCUCAGCCAGGCUGUGGCGUGCUUAGUCGAUACCAAUAGUAGGCAAUACAAGUUGAUGCUAUUCGAUUACGUUUUAAUGAAGACAAUUUCCACAUUUAGUUUUUCGAAUGAAAAGUAUUCACAUGCGGUUGUGAAGCCAUUGUGGCCAGACCAAGAUUCGAUUUACUCAUCACUGGGGCCCUUCUACGGUAAUAAGUUUAUCGUGUGUUUAGGAAUUGAUGAUAAACGUACAAAAUUCUGGCUGUUUGAAAUCAGAAAUAAUAGCAUUAUCCAGUUGUAUGCAAAUUAUCUCGAAGAUUGUAUAUGCUCGGUUCUUAUAUACUAUGAGUGCAAUAUGGUUUUAUUUUCUGGCGGUAGUGGCAUAGCAGCAUAUAAAAUAAACAUACUCAAGGAGGGCUCGGAAAUUCUCGAAGCCUAUUCUUUCCCAACACUUGCAUCGGUUAACCAUAUGGGGCUUCCAAUAUAUAUGAGUGGCGAUUAUCUGGUUCAAUUUGAGCCUUUGAGAGGUUUUGUGAGAACCCACCUUCCAAUUAGGACAUCCAUAGAACAUCCAUCAGAGCACACUGAACGUUCUUACUUGAGUUUUAAGGAAUUCGGAAGCAUAACGCAAGUAGCGACUAAAACGAUUUUCAAAGAGCCAACAGGAUGUGAGAACGAUUAUUUGGCAAGUGGUAAGAACUACCCAUUAGAUCGAUUAUCAGGCCUUUCAUGUACUAAGUUGAAAUAUUCCAAUAGAUCUUAUGUUGCCAUCAUUGGUGCUGAUAAUACGCUGACAAUAUAUGAGGAUUCUGAUAAAUUAUUAGCCGACAAGGAUGGGUUGACUAUCCCAUACCUAAAAAUUCGAUUACCUAAUAAGAUAAUCUCACUGGCGGUCAUCCCGGAUGGAUUUCAAAACCUUCAAAUAUGUCCAAGUUUUAAUGAUCAAAGGUUGGAGGGUGUUAUACCCUUAUUUGUACUUUGUGGUACAGAGGGUCAAAUUUAUAUUAUAUCGGAAUUCAUUGGUGAACUGUGGAUGAGAACAUUGCAUAAUUACAAAACGGUCAAGCUUGAACAUGAAAGAGCUAUCCGAAGGCCUGGAACAAACAUGCGAAACGUUACUAAACGAUAUUCUGCGAGUAAGGAGACUGGAAUAAAUGAAAGCGGGUUUGAUGAGCUUGCUAGAAAUUUGAAGAGAAGACAUAUUGAUCAUCCACCAUAUAAGACCAUAGAUUUUUUUGAUCCUUUAAAACUAAAAAGGUGA